Messenger RNA from Acanthoscelides obtectus, 759 nucleotides. NCBI's taxonomy places the organism in Eukaryota, Metazoa, Arthropoda, Insecta, Coleoptera, Chrysomelidae. The record is from the annotation of a GenBank genome assembly.
AUGGAUAUUGGAAAUGGGCGAAUGCUAAUUGAUGAAUAUACGCAAUGUAUGACCUUUUCAGAAAACUUCUGUAACAUCACAGGAAGUAUAGACGUAUUGGUGCAAAAAGUUUUCCCAAAAAUUGCACAGUACUACAAAAAUCAUCAGUGCCUUAGUACGCAUGCAAUAUUAGCGGCCAGGAACAAUGAUGUCAAUACCAUCAACUUCACUAUUCAGAAUGGAAUACCCGGCGAAACGACAACAUAUAAGUCCAUCGAUACUGUGGUGAAUCAAGACGAAGUUGUCAACUAUCUAACUGAAUUCUUGAAUUCGCUUGAUUUGCCAGGCAUGCCACUGCACGUUUUUAUAUUGAAAAUUGCCGUACUCAUCAUUCUUCUUCGAAACAUAAAUUCACCGCGACUUUGUAACGGAACCAGACUCUCAGUCCAGAAAAUGAUGAACAAUGUUAUCGAGGCAACAAUUUUAUUUGGAAAAUUCAAAGGUAAAGACGUACUGUUGCCACGUAUUCCAAUCAUACCGACAGAUAUGCCAUUCGAAUUCAAUUGCUUGCAGUUCCCGUUGAGACUCGCUUUCGCAAUAACUAUCAACAAAGCACAAGGGCAAUCGUUGCAAGUGUGUGGAUUACAUUUGGAGAAUCCUUGCUUCUCAUAUGGGCAGCUCUAUGUGGCCUUUUCAUGCGUCGGAAAUCCUUCUGAUUUAUUCAUUUACGCACCAGAUGGAAAAACAAGAAAUAUUGUGUAUCCCAUAGCACUUCAAUAA